Molecule: messenger RNA, 5541 nt
Organism: Heterobilharzia americana
Lineage: Eukaryota; Metazoa; Platyhelminthes; Trematoda; Strigeidida; Schistosomatidae
Source: the annotation of a GenBank genome assembly
AGAAAAGGAGGCUUUUUAUUCGAUGGUUGUAAUGCACAGUUUAGAUUGUGAUUAUGAGGAACCAGUGGAGAAGCGUUUUGAAGACCUUUGUCAAGAUCUGUGUAUAGAUGGAAGCGUCCGAGAAGAAGCUUGGGAAAAGUACAAAGGUAUUCUCUAGUUUAUUUGCUUGCAAAGUACUAGAUGUAUGGGCUAAUUAUUCUAUCGACGGCGAUCAAAUUCAGUGGCUUGUCUGUUCACUUUAUGAGUGUUGUCGCCGUUCCUUAUCAGAUGGCAUGUCAGGGCAUGUAGACAAUGCAUAUGUAUCUCUGUCACGGUUGCUGUCCACAGCUAAAAUGAGUGUGGUUCAGGUAUGUUGCACUGCGUUGGCAAUUUGUAGUUUUUCCAUCGUAUUAGAAAAUGGGCUGAUAUGACUGACAUGUUGGAUGAGAUGAGGGAUCGCACUGAGCUACUGGAGCGCCAGUUUUCUGUUUCGUCGGUGAUUUUCCGUAACUUCGGUCGUUCUUUUGGCGUAUUGUUCUCAGACGUGGACUAUGAAACCAGUCAAAGUAAGAAACUUCACUUGUGGUUUUCAUGUCGGUUGAUAUUAUGGAGUCCAAAGAUGAGCUUUUAGCCAAUAAAAGACCUUUCAGAGUACCAUAGGUCUCGAUUUCAUCCAGUGUCAUGAGUUUGUUACCUAGCUGAAGCUUUUUGCUGAAGUUUUCAAUUUGUGAAUACGUAGCCUCCUAAGACAACGGUAUACCUGAUAUUUAAAUGACUCAAAGUGAAGACGAAAUUGCUUUUGAGCAGGCGUCCUGGCUUUUUUGUCGGUGGUUUUCCAAUACGGCUUUUGAUAUACUAACUCCAUUCUGCUUGCUUAACAUUCUUCACUCGACCCGGAAACUUAUAUAUGUAGCGAUGGCUCUACUGUUCACGUAAAGACUGUUGUCCUUUCAUAUUAUGUUGGAAUGAACGACUUCCCGGUGAAUUUAUAAUGGUGUUUGUGUAAAAUGGGUGUGCUUCCCUCAGAUGUUGCUGUCUUGCCUAAUCUCAUAUGUAGUAAUUUGUGAAAACCAGUGGUCUCAGUAUCCUAAUAUAGACGGCUUUGAUAAAAUGCCUGCACAAUCCUACUGACAGAACAUUCUCGAUAGUUCCUCAUGUUUUUGUUGAACCUUUUGGUUUUAGGGAAGCUGCGUUAAAAGAUAAGUAUUUAUGCUUUUGUCGUCCUUAUUCCUAGAUUUGUAAAACUUUGUAUUCUAAUGGGUUUCAGCAGAGUUAGUAAAGGUCUCAUAACCCUGCCAAUAGAUAUAGUUGUUGAUAUUCGCUCGAGUUCCUGCAAGAUACUAAGCGUUCAGAUUACUCCGUCGUUCUAAGAGUUUUAACCAGUAACGGCGGAAUGCAUAUUCGUAUCCAUAUACUCACCCAGGUAAAAACUUAGACCUUAUUUAUCAAGUAUCUACCGUAAGGGAGAAAAUCUUUAGGUGGGAGAGACGUAAUCUUCACAUUUUUUUAGUCAAUAGUUAUCCACCUUUUGUUUGUGAAACUGCAACUUUUCACUCAAGUAAUGAAUGAACCGUUUUCGUUUUGCUUUUAAAUGUGCGAACGUUUGUUGCGGGUAUCACAUUGACCCAUAUAGUCAGUUUCCAGCUAGUGGUCCAGAAGUUCGAAGUCCAAAUAUCGAGUUUUAGGCAGCUAGAUGGUAUCAUUAUUUUUAACGUUACAAAUAUUGCUCACCUCUUCUUAUACAUAUUUGCGUGAUUACAAAGGUACACUUAAUACUUAAUACUUUAUCCAACCAGCAAAUUGUUGCACGAAAUAGACCAGAGAGCAUAUAGUGCAUUCACUGACUAUCUUUGUGACUGUUGAUUCGAUAUAUUGCAAACUGUUUUCUUUGAUAUUCUAGAUGUACCAAGAAAACUUCAUUUUCGCUAACUAGUCUUUAAUUUGAUACUAAGUAUGCUGCAUAUAUACCUUGCAUUAUUGAGUUGAUUAAGCAGGUUUUCAUCUGUGAGUUUGGGGACUUAAGCAUGUGAAUGUGCUGUAUAUCUUUCCUUCACUGACAGUCGACUCAUUCUUUUUAUGUUUAUCGGUUACUACCAAUGUUUCGUUCAAUUCUUGUUGAUUUCCCUUCACGUAAAUGUUCAUGGGGCGUGACAAUUUGGGUCAAUUCUAUUGUACUGGGGGGUAGUAGCUCAUUCCUCUGGGCGUCAGGUUUUCGACCAGUAGUUUGCCGGUUCGAACCCGGCUCCUUCCAGCGACGUCUGGAAAGCUAAGUAAUGUUGACCACCACAAUAGGUGUUCCUCACUACCUACUGCACAGACAUGCACGUGGUUGGGGAGUGCAUUAGGAUUUCUUUCGAUGUUUACUUUGUUUCGCCUUAGCAAAGUAUAAAAUCCGUGCGCAUGAAAAUUUACUUAAAUGCAUAGUAUCACUGAGGUUUUUACGAUUUUUGUUUAGUUCAAUAAAUUGCAUAUCAGUUAACUGUUAAUUAUUGCGAUUGUAGUGCGUCCAACUGGUUCCGACUUAUUCCGAUUUACAUGGCUGCUAUUCAUCAAGUCUCGAGCAAGUUUUCCUGCAGUCACUGAUGAUCUAGUCAAUUCCUAUCACUUACUAACCUGCUGUUUAGACUGGGUUCUGGGAGCAGUUAUGGUUUCUAGAAGACGUGAUUUGAUCAACAUGGAGCAAAACGGCCUGCCUCGAGAUUUUUUAAAUUCACUCGCUCAAAACAAAACUUGGUGCCCACCUCAUGAUGAACCGAACUGUAUGUUGCGUCCAAUAUGUGAGGAUAAUGAUGUUAAUUAUGUUGAGUGUAAAACUGUAAAGGAACACUUUUUUCGACCGUUUAUGUUGAGGCUGAUCGAGAAGGAUUUAAUCAAGCUUCAUCCUUCCGUUCUUGGUAGUCUACUAGAAUCCGAAAAUUUUGAAGUGACAGUACAGAAUCUAAACAAUAACUAUGAGGAAUACAUCAUUGGAACUGGAGACUUUGAUGAACGUAUUUAUCUUAGUCCAAAUGCAUCGGAAGAGAUCGGAUCCAUUGGAGAAAGCAAUGUACAAUCUGAUUUUCAUUUGCCUAUAGGGUUGACACCAUCUGCACGUCGAUAUAUGAUUGAAGUUAGUAAUUCUGGUUUUGGUGGCUUCACUGAAACUACACGACGUGGAAAUGCAAAUGCUGGUGCUAUCAGUCGUCUUAAUGGAGGUGUUAAUUUCAGCAGUCCCGAAGCUCGAAGUCAAAAUCUUAACCAGUUACAGAUUUUGUUAAAUGGUCGAAACAAAGAGCCAAGUGAUGCAUUAGUUGAUCUAAUUGAAGCACACUGUUUCGUGUCGCCUCUUUCAACAAUUCGUGAAAGAUUGGAGGAUUUUGGUGCACAGUUUCAGCGGGUGUAUGCUGGGUUAAAAUCUCCUGGUAAUGGUGUGACACCGGGGAAUACAGCAAGUAGUUUAGCAAUUUCAGCCGCUCAACAACGUCUAGAACUAUGUUACCCAUUUUAUUAUAUGGCUUUGGAAAAUAUUCUGGUGGAUGAAAUUCGCAGAAUCGACAAAAGAUUAGCUAGUGUCACUUUAUUAUCUAGUUCUUCUGACAAUACUGGGAAUUCAAAGCAAACAUGUGUACGUCCAGAUCUUGGGACAUUGUUAUCACAAGAUGCUUUUCAUCGAGCUUUGUUCACAUGUUGUAUGGAGAUAGUUCUAUUAAGCUGUGAUCCUCCAAAUCAUCACUUUCCAUGGAUUUUGGAGGCGAUGAAUCUAGAUUCAUUGCAUUUCUUCAAAAUAGUUGAAGUUUUGAUUCGUAAUUUGGACUUCCCACGAGAUAUUGUAAAAUAUAUGAACCAGGUUGUUGAAAACAUUCUAGAUUCCUACGCAUGGCGUUCAAGUUCUCCAUUAUGGUCUGUACUUAAGGCAACAGGACGCGCUCCGUCUAUUGAAGAAGUUAUACCACCGGAGAAACUUGAUCAAGGUUCUACCAAUUGUUACACACGAAACACUGUUCAAUCUACCAAUCGAAAAGUGUUAGGUUCUAACGCAAUUUCUACCAAAGAUAUAAAAAAAUCACCAAAUUCUUAUAAUAAACAACCUCGUCUCGCAGGAAAUGUUACUUCUACAAUACCAGUCAGUUGCCAACAAAAUAUUGAAUUUUCAUCAGGUCAAACUAUCCGCCGACUACUUUCAUCUGGCGUUGAAGAUGAAUCUGCUCAAGCAGCUGCUCAGUUAUUAGCAAGUGGAGCUACUGAUAGUGAUUCAGGAAAUAUAGACUCAGGCCUGCUUGGAGCAUCUACUGAUGAUGUUGGUAUCAAUCAUGAUAGUUCAAGCAUGGAUAUAAAACCAACACCAGAACAACUGGUAGAAGAUUACAUUGUUAACGCUACGAGUACUACAACAACAACAGAUACAAUCAGCAGUACUGCAUCUGUUCCAUGGUCAUCGACCUGUUCCACUAAUAUGUCUGGCUACUUUCAUACUCGGCAUGAUUCAAUCGCCAUAUUCUUUCGACAAGUAUAUCAGAUAACUAGUCUACGUUUAAGAGAUUUAUGUGAACGCUUAAAUCUUACUCGUGAACUAAUGGCUAAAAUUUGGACGUGUAUAGAACAGGUGAUUGUUCAUGAAACUGAACUACUUAGAGAUCGAUGUUUAGAUCAAAUUGUAAUAUGCUGUAUAUAUGGUAUAUGCAAGAUUGUUCUCUAUCGACCGUUAACAUUCGUUGAUAUAGUUCAGAUGUAUAGAUUGCAGCCUCAAUCUAACCGAGAUGUCUAUCGUCGGGUACUUAUAAAUCGAGUGUCCUACGGUCGUGGUAAUACUGAAGAACGUGGAGAUCUAUCUCGAUUCUACAACCUUAUUUUCCUACAACAAAUGAAAGACUUUAUUAAGAAGGCGGCAGCUGUACGUUCCACCUAUAACGAAACGGAUCCUAACGUUCAUACAGAACACACGUCUAGUGCCGAGUCAUUCGCAUCCAGUGGGAAUUCUGUACUGAGUCAGUGGACACUUCAUCCAUCUUUAUCACCGAUGCCUAUGCAGUUGAACACUUUGAUAUCAACGGAUUCUGCUGCAGUAGUCAAUCUAGGACUUGAUGCAACAGCUGCUUCGGGAGAUGCGAUGCAGGCUAGACGUUUGGCUAGCAAUCGCAACAUAUUUAUCAGUCCAGUGAAACAACAAGUUAGUCUGUCGCCGAAAAAAGUUAUUUUCACAGUGGGUCGAAGUACUGGUAAAGAUUUACAAGAUGUGAAUCUGAUGAUAAGCUCUGCUGAGCGUCGUGCGUCGAUGGCUAAUAUGACAAUGGGUCUCAAACGUCCACUAGGCAGUACAACUACUACAUUUGUCACCAACUCAUCUGCAUUUACAGUGGCUAGUGGUACAAGUUCAACACGUACAGUAACACUGGUUGGACCAAGUGGAUUCGCUCUACGAAACGAAUAAACUUUGAUGUGUGGGCAUUCAUUGGGAACGACAACCUAACUGUUCUUUAUCUAUAUGCAUUUUUGAAACAAUAACUCACCGAUGAUUUUUUUUUCUUACCUUUGUAUUCCCUGUCAAUAAUUAUAUUAUUCACCAAAAAGACUUUUUCUAUGCAG